AUGUCUGAAGCAGAGGUCGACCUCGACCAGCUCUCUGACAGUGAGAGAUUGGCGCUGGAACAAUAUUCUGCGGUGACAGGGCAGGAUCUAGCAGAUGCCAUCCCGUUGUUGCGCCGGUCACAAUGGAAUGUUCAGAUCGCAAUCUCCAAAUUCUUUGACGGCGAAGGGCCUGACCUUCUAGAAGAGGCUCGUGCAGCAUUACCAGAACCAGCACAGCCCUUUCAGCCGCGUCCGGGUGUUAAUCUCAUGCACGAAGAUAUUCUGCAACAAGUUCGCCCAGCUCAUCGCAACACCGAGCCCGCCCCACGGAUCGAUACGCAACCCGAGAAUCAGCCCGUCUACCGCCCCCCUCUCAUCCUUGCACUCCUAUUCACCCCAUUCAACCUUGUCUACCGACUUCUUCUCAACUCAUUUCGGCUAUUCGGGACACUCUUUCCCUUCCUCCCGCGGCUGUUUCGCGCAACUGCAAGCCCAGCCCUCCAAGGCACUCGACAGAACACAACUGGUCGACGACCAUUGGCGCCCAAGGACACAGCAGCACGGUUUAUCCGAGAGUUUGAAGAAGAGUACGGCUCAAAUCCGCUUCAGUUCCUUGAGAAUGGCUACAACAUGGCUUUGGAACGCGCCCAUCGCGAUCUCAAGUUCUUGCUGGUGGUCCUGUUAUCGUCAGAGCACGACGACACGCAUACCUGGGUAAAGGACACUCUUCUUUCACCCGAGGUAGUUGAGCUUGUCAACCCUUCCAGUGGCAACGGAGAAGUUCUCGUCUGGGGUGGCAACGUCCGCGACUCGGAAGCUUAUCAAGUCGCCAAUUCUUUACGGGUGACCAAAUUUCCCUUUGCGGCAGUCGUCUGUCAUACCCCCAACGUCUCUUCCACCGCUAUGUCCGUGGUGGCUCGGAUAGGUGGGCCCUUGUCAGCAUCGGAAUUCAAGCAACGGUUGACAGCGGCGUUGGACACGAACCGAGCACCUCUUUCACAGAUUCGUCAGGAAAGAAGCCAGCAACAGGCAUCCCGAAAUCUUCGUGAAGAGCAAGACUCGGCGUACGAACGAUCCUUGGCAAUCGAUCGCGAACGGGCACGUCUCCGCCGCGAGGCAGAGGCCGCUCGACAGCAAGAAGAACGGGCGGCCGCGGAACGCGAGGCCGCAGAGCAGAAACGCCAGCAGGAUCUGGCUCAGUGGAAGUUGUGGCGGGCGCAAGAGCUUCGCAAGGAACCUGACGCAGACGUUAAGGACACAGUGCGGAUUAGCGUGCGACUGCCCUCAGGCGAUCGCAUCAUGCGCCGUUUUGCGCCCGAUGCGGAUCUGGAAGAACUGUACGCGGUCGUCGAGUGCUGGGAUAUUAUGCAAGACGGCUCACGUCCGACGGAUGUUGAGAAACCCGCUGGGUACGAGCAUGAGUACGAUUUCCACUUGGUGUCUCCAAUCCCUCGUGCUGUCUAUUCGCUCAAGGACGGGGGUACGAUACGUGAAAAGAUUGGCCGGGGUGGCAAUCUUCUUGUUGAACCUAUUGAAGAUGAUUUUGAGGAAGAAGACGUGGCUGAUGACAAUCUGGCUUGA
Messenger RNA from Penicillium diatomitis, 1560 nucleotides. RefSeq names its product clathrin-mediated endocytosis regulator UBX3. Gene Ontology annotation, molecular function: ubiquitin binding. Gene Ontology annotation, cellular component: endoplasmic reticulum. The record is from RefSeq and is a predicted model, not a curated record. The transcript has 2 exons. Bases 1 to 1560 code for a protein of 519 amino acids. NCBI's taxonomy places the organism in Eukaryota, Fungi, Ascomycota, Eurotiomycetes, Eurotiales, Aspergillaceae.